CAAACAGUCAAACGAUUUCUCAAUAUUAAUACAUAAAUAUAACACACUUUUCAUGAACUGAAGAGUCAAUUGUGUCCACAAUUGGUGUCACAAAUGCAGUCCAACCAAGACUUCCGCUCAAGACUUCCUUUACCCAAAUCGGUCUUCAAGUCGGCUAUCGCUCGUCCGUCACUGCAGACAUCGACGGCCCCAUCAGGUGUGCCACCGCUGCGGACCAGCUCUUCAGCGUCGCAGUCAUGUGUGAAACCGACUCUUAAGGUGUUGUCCACCAAUUCGGUUCAGACGGCACUCCGACUGCGACCGCAUCCCUAUCUGUCGUCACACGUGAGGCCGACCUUCAGCUCCAGACACGCUAUGACUGUGAAGAGUAUAGGUCUGGUGCCGGCUGUCAGUCCACAAGUGGUCACUCGACUCGACUUCGACGUCGAGAAUAACAGGGAAUCGCUGUUGAGUUCACCACAAGAUAUGAACCGAUGUUUGACAGACAAGAGGUUGUCGUCCAAAACGAGUCCUGCCGUCGACUGGAACUCAUUGAGCAAAGAAGCGGAAGUGAUAGCUUUGAAGACACAGAUCACUAAAUUAGAGACACUUCUGGACGAAAUGAAACUCAAGAAUUCGCAGAUUUGUAUCGAUUAUGACCUGAAGAUCGAGAAAUUGACGACUGAAUCGGAAAGACAUCAAAACAAAUGUUUGGAUUUCGAGAAACAGAUGAAAGCGUUUGAAUUGAAAUCAGAGGAAUCGAGUGAUCAGUUGCUGAACGCGAGGGAAGAGUUCGGCAGAGAGUAUGAGAAGUACGAGAAGAGGAUCAAUGAGUUGACGAAAACGGUUAUGGAUUUGACGAACCAAUUGAGUGACAAUGAGGUAGCCAUCGAUUCAGUGGAAGCCACACAUCAGUCACAGAUGGUGGCCGUCGAGCAUCAGAUGAAGGCAUUGGAGUCUAAAGUGAUUGAGUUGUCCGAAGAGAAGGAAUUCUUUGUCAAACAUAUCCAACAAUUGGAAUCCGAUGCCAAAGACAGGGAACAGUUGGACGCAGAGCUGAAGAGCGCAAAAGUGAACAUCUGUUUACUGAACGAAGAGCUCAAGUCAUACAAAGAUGGCGUCAAAUUAAGCGAUAUUCUGGAGAAUGAGUUGCAAGAGUUGAGACAAUUGCGCGAACAGAACGUGGAACUGAUUCGAAGUAAUCAAUUGCUAACUGAUGUCCACUCGAAGAAUCUGGUGCUCGAAGAGAAGUUAAUUGCUUUGGAAACCCAAUUAAAUGAACGAAACAAUCGGCUGAAAGGAGUGAUGGAAACAGACUUAGAAGUGAACGAACUUCGGAAGCGAUUGUCUGAAUGGCAAGAGUUGUUGGCCAACGAUUCACCCAUUGAUGUCCACAAACACCUGAGUAAUGUCCAGAACAAUGAAAUCAUACUUCGCUCUGAAUUGGCGUCACUUAAGACACAAUUCGAUGACAUGAUGUCAAAGAGGGAACAAUUAGAGUCUGAUUUGAUGACAACUCGGAAUGAAUUACUCGAACAAAACGAAAGCAUUAAGAAAUUGAACCGAAAGUGUCUUCUAUUCACUAAAGAGAAAGAGAGUUACAAAUCGCUUAUAAACAGCUAUGAACACGACGUGACCCUCGAUUGGAACAAAGUAUCCAAAGACCGCAUCUCCAGUUUGGAGGCUCUGGUCGACGAUUACCGCAAUUUUGUGGAACAAUUGGAGACAGAAAUUAAAGUUUUAAAAAAUGGCGAGGAAUCGGAAGAAUGUCAGCACAGGAUUAAAGAAUUGGAGAACAGUUUCAAUAAAAUUAAAGAGAUGAAAGAGCAUCAGAUUAGCCCCGAGUCUGAGCCCAUGGAUACCAACUGUGCUCCGCCUCGAGAGCCGACGGCUGCCGUCUCCUAUCGUAUCAUACAUUUUAAUCAAAACCCAAUUGCAGUAAACAUUGCGAAACAUAACGAGGAUUUCAAGCGACUCGUGGAGGAGAACCAACGCCUCCAGAAUCGAGUGCUUGUGUUGGAGACGGGAUCCGAUGCGGACGUCACCCAAAAGUGUGACGAAGGCAUCAAAAAUAGCCAGGAAUUGGAGAAACUGCAGAAGAAGUUGGUAUCGGCUGAGAAGAGUCAGCAAAAGAUUAUCGACGCCUUCAAGAGAACGAGUAAAGAGUUCCGUGAAGUCUGCUAUCGUUUGACUGGUUUUCGAAUUGAUUUACUCAAACAAAACACCUACCGAUUGGCGCACAUGUACGCCGACUCACCCGAUGAUGUAUUGAUGUUCGAGUCGGACGGCACCGACCGCACCAUCAAAAUGCUUGAGAAUCAGUACUCGAAUAAACUACAGGAGUCGGUGCAGACCUAUCUGACAGCGCACGACAGCUUCCCGGCAUUCCUGGCCUCUCUCACACUCGAACUCUUCCACAAACAGACUAUCGUUUAAUACAAUCACUUCAUUGACAAACGCAUCGAUUCCUAUGAGACCAGUAUUUGCCAAAUACUGUAUUUAUUAUAUAUAUUCUUCAAUUUGUAAUAAAACUAUGAAAUUGUCACGAAUUAACAUAUUUUUAGAGACAAUUUCGGCCGUUAUUUUAAAAUAUAUUUUCGAUACAAAAG
Messenger RNA from Oppiella nova, 2588 nucleotides. The record is from the annotation of a GenBank genome assembly. NCBI's taxonomy places the organism in Eukaryota, Metazoa, Arthropoda, Arachnida, Sarcoptiformes, Oppiidae.